This is a messenger RNA of Lachancea dasiensis, 1047 nucleotides long. The record is from the annotation of a GenBank genome assembly. NCBI's taxonomy places the organism in Eukaryota, Fungi, Ascomycota, Saccharomycetes, Saccharomycetales, Saccharomycetaceae.
AUGCUUCGGCCAACAAUCUCCGCUGUCAGAAAAAUGGCUACCAACGCUGCCGCUACCGCAAUUCCUUCUACUCAUAAAGCUGUAUUCAUCCGGGAAACCGGUGGGCUAGAAGUCCUCAGAUAUGAGGACUACCCAGUGCCAAAAGUGGGCGAUAACGACAUCUUGGUCAAAAAUAAGUAUGCUGGUGUGAACUUCAUCGAAUCCUAUUUCCGCAAAGGUAUCUAUCCAAGCGAAAAACCUUACGUCUUGGGACGGGAGGCCACGGGAAUUGUCGUGGCCAAGGGACAGAAUGUUACCAAGUUUGAUCUCAAUGACAAAGUUGCGUACAUUUGUGCGGGCACUCUCGCUCAGUACACCAGCGUCAACGAGCACGGUAAAAUUGUAAGAUUGCCAGAAUCUACGAGUGAGGAGAAACUUAAGCUGUACGCCGCGUCACUGAUCCAAGUAAUGACGGCAGUGACGUUCGUCAGGGAAGCGUAUACCAUCCAAAAGGGAGAUUUCGCGCUGCUUUAUGCCGCUGCCGGUGGAGCUGGGCUGGCGUUCAACCAAGUUUUGAAAAGCGCUGGUGCCCGUGUCAUUGCCGUUGCUUCAACAGGUGCGAAGCUACAACUUGCGCAGGAAUACGGCGCUGAAUUUUUGAUUAACAGUUCUACCGACGACAUUCUCGCUAAAGUGCUGGAGUACACCAAUGGCGAGGGUGUCAGUGUUGCGUACGACUCGGUUGGCAAAGACACCUUUGAUACUACGCUUGCAGCGGUAAAGCGGAAGGGCACUAUAGUCAGUUUUGGAAACGCAUCGGGUUCAGUGGAUCCCUUGCAUAUUGGCCGGCUGACGCCCAAGAACGUGAAGUUGCUGCGGCCAUCACUAUUGGGGUAUCUAGGCUCGGAAGAAGAAUGGGAUUUUUACUCCCGCCAGCUGAUCGAGCUCGUGGAUGGCGGGAAGGUCAAAGUGCUAAUUUCCAAGGUUUAUCCACUCAGCGAAUACAAACAGGCGACCACCGCCCUAGAAGCCAGGAAGACUGUGGGCAAACUGCUUAUUGAGAUAUGA